CCGUCCCCGGUCACACAGCCAGUCGCCGCCCAGGUAUGAGGAGCCAGUCCCGGUGCUAACCAGCCAGGAUACACCGGACCGUUACCGGCUGCCAGCUGAAGACACGUUUCCGUUUAUUUGUUUUUCUGCGCGUGGAGCACAUUUGGAUGAAUUAGUGUUGGAGCGCGCACGAUGCUGAGCGCCGUUAAGAUGGAGGGACACGAGCAUCCGGACUGGAGCGGCAGCAGCUACUACGGAGAGACCGAGUGUUACUCUGCAGCGGGAAACAUGAACUCCGGUCUGUCCAUGAACUCAAUGAGCUACAUGAGCGCGCCUGGCAUGACGGGCACCGGUCACAUGAACGCGCAUUACGUGAACCCGGUGGGGGUCAAUCACUCGAUGCCCGCCGGGCUGUCACACAGCCCCGCCGGGGCCAUGGUGCAGGCCGGGCCCGCCGGGAUAUCGGGCCUGGGCGCAGCGCUGCAGCCGAGCAUGAGCGCCAUCAGCCCGCCGCCGUACGGGAACAUGCCGGUGAUGAGCCCGAUCUACGGGCAGGCCUGUGGCGGGAUCCGGUCCAGGGAGCCCAAACCGUACCGGCGGAGCUACACGCACGCCAAGCCGCCGUACUCGUACAUCUCCCUGAUCACCAUGGCCAUCCAGCAGUCCGGCUGCAAGAUGCUCACGUUAAACGAGAUCUACCAGUGGAUCACGGACCUGUUCCCGUUUUACCGGCAGAACCAGCAGCGGUGGCAGAACUCCAUCCGACACUCGCUGUCCUUUAACGACUGCUUCAUCAAGGUGCCCCGCUUACCGGACAAACCGGGGAAAGGCUCCUUCUGGGCCCUGCACCCAGACUCGGGGAACAUGUUUGAGAACGGCUGCUACCUCCGGCGGCAGAAGCGCUUCAAGACCGGGAAACACCCCGGUACAGGUGAGAAGGAGGCGGGGAAGUCGGGCUCGGAGGGAGGCUCGGUUAGCACGCGCUCUGACUCCCCGCACUCCCCCCCCUCCUCUUCCUCCCCUCAGUCCUCAGAGGUGAAGGUUGACCUCAAACCGCACCGGGUUGAACUCAUGCCCUCCAGCCCUGUGCGCGUGCCCUCCCCGCUCGCGCACACCCAGCACCUGUUCUCCCACCAACCCCACCCGCUGCUGCUGCACGAGGCUGCACACCUGAAGCCGGACCACUACCCCCACUACCCGCAUCACUACUCCUUCAACCACCCGUUCUCCAUCAACAACCUCAUGUCCGAACCGCAGCACCACAAACUGGACUACGGGGGCUACGGCUGCCCGGUGUCCGGAGCGCUCGUGGCCAAAACCGGCCUGGAUCCCGGUGCUCACACCGACACCAGCUACUACCGCGGCGUGUACACCAGGCCCAUCAUGAACUCCUGAAACACUUUUAACAGUGAACACAACUUGGAUUUGUACAUUUGUGAAUGUGACAAAAGGCCUUAAAGUGUUUUGUGGAAAGCCUGCAGGAUUUUUCAUCCUUCAUUUGUGUGUUUGUAAAUGUGCAACAGAUAAAAAUCUUUAUAUGAAAACACUCUUUAUGUUUUAUUUAUUUUAUUUAGCCUAAAGUC
This is a messenger RNA of Cottoperca gobio, 1562 nucleotides long. Its product is annotated as hepatocyte nuclear factor 3-beta-like. Bases 172 to 1374 code for a protein of 400 amino acids. The record is from RefSeq and is a predicted model, not a curated record. Gene Ontology annotation, biological process: anatomical structure morphogenesis; regulation of transcription by RNA polymerase II; cell differentiation. NCBI's taxonomy places the organism in Eukaryota, Metazoa, Chordata, Actinopteri, Perciformes, Bovichtidae. Gene Ontology annotation, molecular function: protein domain specific binding; transcription factor binding; RNA polymerase II cis-regulatory region sequence-specific DNA binding. The transcript has 2 exons.